Molecule: messenger RNA, 942 nt
Organism: Ornithodoros turicata
Lineage: Eukaryota; Metazoa; Arthropoda; Arachnida; Ixodida; Argasidae
Product: elongation factor 1-delta-like
Exons: 10
Coding region: 90-908 (272 amino acids)
Biological process (GO): translational elongation
Cellular component (GO): cytosol; eukaryotic translation elongation factor 1 complex
Molecular function (GO): guanyl-nucleotide exchange factor activity; translation elongation factor activity
Source: RefSeq, a predicted model, not a curated record
UCGCUGCUCGCUGCUCCAACAAGCGGCGGUGUCACAAAGUCCUUUCAGCGGCACGUUGUCGUCUUGGCUGGAUAUUCACGGAGCUCAAAAUGGCCCAUCAAGCACUGGCACUCGAUUCCGUCUGGCUCGAUAAGUACAAGUUUGAUGAUGCAGAAGAAAACUACCAGAAAUACCUAAACAGAGCUCACCUGUCACAGGCAAAGCCGGCUCCUCAAAGUUCUCUAGUCGAUAAAAUAGCUCAAGCUCGGCAACAAAUUAAAAACUCCCUCCAGUCAGGUGACACGUUGACUAGCUCUUCCGCCGCUGCCGCGGGAGCGGUUCAGAAUAACCUGCAGAAUAUCCUUCGAGAGAAUGUGGAACUUAAGAAAGCUGUACAGGAUCUCACAGACGCCUUCAAGAAACUUGAGACCCGUGUAGGAGAGUUGGAAAAGAAGUGUUCAACAUGCCCUCCAGCAGUAGUAAAGGCUGCACUAAUCUGCCCUGCAAAGGAAGUCGUCAACCACAAGCCAGCGAAAGACACUGCAGCCGAUGACGACGACGACGUCGACCUCUUUGGAUCCGAGGAGGAUGAAGAAGCCGACAAGGCGCGCGAGGAGAGACUUAAAGCGUACCACGAAAAAAAGUCGAAAAAACCUCAAGUAGUGGCCAAGUCUAGCAUAGUUCUCGACGUCAAGCCCUGGGACGAUGAGACCAACAUGAAAGCCAUGGAGGAGCAAGUGCGAAACCUCGAAAUGGACGGACUUUUGUGGGGAGCUUCCAAGCUCGUACCUCUUGCGUACGGCAUCAACAAGUUGCAGAUUGUGUGCGUCGUUGAAGACGAUAAGGUCGGCAUCGACGACUUGCAGGAGCAUAUUGAAGGGAUUGACAUUGUUCAAAGUGUGGACAUUGCAGCCUUUAACAAGAUUUAAAUUAUGGUUUAAUAAAAUGAGUUUUUGACACUAA